Molecule: messenger RNA, 1593 nt
Organism: Lottia gigantea (owl limpet)
Lineage: Eukaryota; Metazoa; Mollusca; Gastropoda; Lottiidae
Exons: 4
Coding region: 1-1116 (371 amino acids)
Source: RefSeq, a predicted model, not a curated record
AUGAGUUCAAGUUCUAAGAAGAGACGUGUUUCAAGAAUAGAAUCGUCAGACGAAGAUCUUCCAACAUCUACAACUCCUAAAAAUCCUAAAAUUGAAGAAGUCGAUGACACGAACUGUAGGAAAUCAUCACGAAUAAAACAACGGCAAAAUAAAGUUUUUCAGAAGCCAACCCGAGAUGAGAUUUGGAAUAAAAUACCAUCAUCAUCUGAAAAAGAUUUAUCCAAAAUAAACCCCACCAAAAGAAUCAACAAUUUCACAAAAGUAUUUUCGCGUUAUAAUGCCGAAAGUUAUGAUUUAUUUAAUGAUGAUUUUAUCAAUGAUGAAGAGGAAAUUGAUUUUGAUUCCACGUCCAUUUCUACAGACAGUGAGGAAGAGGAACAAAUGGAGAGGAAAAGGGCGAGAAAGAAAAAUAAAAUAAAAAAUCGCAGAAAAAGGUUGAAAUUUGAGUCUUCCUCCUCAGAUGAGGGUGUUGAUGUUGAUAUAGAGGAUCUAAAAGACUCUUAUGAAACCACGAUCAAUACCAAUACUGGGGAAUCAAAUGAUAAAGUUUCUUCGCAGAAUCAAGAUAUGGGAAGUAAUCCUGCUUUUGAGGAAGAUAACUCUUCUCAGACAAAAUUGAAGGCAGAUAAUUUUGAUAUUAAGGGAGGCAACUCUUCACUGACGAAAUUAAAGGUAGAUAAUCUUACAAAUAAAAGUGUCAUUGAAAACAAGGGAGGUAAUGCCAAUGUUAAGGGAGACGACUCUUCACUGACAAAAUCAAAGGGAGAUAAUAUGAGGAAUGAAAGUGACAGUGAAAACAAGGGAGAUAAACCACAGAUUGACAAUGAAGACAGUGAUGAUGAAUCCCAAAUAUUGUUCAGUCAUUCAAAAAAUAAGAAUAUUUUAAAGAGUGACAGCGAAAGUGAUAACAAUAAUGAACAAGAGGACAACAGCGAGGAGAAUUCUGAGGAAUGUGAGAGCGAUUCAGAGACUGACAAUUUAUCACGAACAGAAAAACAAUUAGCAGAAAAACAAAGUAGAUUUCAGCAUUUUAAAGAAGCUCAAGCAAAGUUUAAAGAGAAACAGAGACGUUUAAAUAUGACCGAAACUGUCAAGGUCAAAACAGAAAUAACUUAAAUUUUUGGUGAUGUAUUUGUAGUUAACCAAUGAACAAAAUAUCUCCAUUAUAGUCAAUAUCUCUACACAAACAUAGUUCUUAUUAUGCCAUGUGUUUAAAAAAUUUAUAUGCAUAAUUUCACACGAGGAAUCGCCACACCUUUUUUUUUAGACAAAGAAUCAAGAAAUUUGAUAGUGCUUGUAAUGAAUUGUUUGUUGUUGUUAUGGAAUUUGUUUUACCAUUUGUUAUUGUUGUGUAUUUUAUAUUGUUAGUCAUGCUUUUUAGUUUUAUAUUUUUUAUAGAACAAUGUUACUUAAAGUUCCUUAAAGUUCACAUGUAAUUUUGUCUUAUUACUGCAUGUUUAUUACGUUUAUUAUCGUCUGUUUCUUAUUAGCCCAAUAAGGUGCAGAACAAUAGGAUGAUAAAACAUUAAUAGUAUGUACAGAACUGUACUAUUAGAUAAAGAAACAUAUCAUAAAUAAACUAUUUAUAAAUUU